CAGCGAGACAAAAUGGAUCGCGAUCCAAGACCUCGAGAAUUGCUACUGUUCUUAAACCCUCGCCCUCCCGCUUUUUCCUUCUCCUCCUCAUACCACAGAAACGAAGACAUCAUAAUAGUCCCGUAGCAUCCCACACCGUCUUGUUGGGAGCUUACCUCACCAGACUUGGUACUCUUCACCGGAUAACCAUCAUGGGCACUGAAGGGUUCUUCAAGAGACGCUCACUUAAGGCUGACGAUUCUCGCCGUACAGCAGCUGCGGAACUGACUCUACGCCAGUCAAUUUUCCCCAUCUGCCUCGUCACCGUCCUCUUUUUUCUCUGGGGUUUCAGUUACGGCCUGCUAGAUACUCUCAACAAACAUUUCCAGAACGUCCUGAAUAUUAACCAGGCGCGUUCGUCAGGUCUUCAGGCCGCCUACUUUGGCGCAUAUCCGCUUGCUUCCGUCGGCCAUGCCGCCUGGAUCCUUCGCCAUUAUGGCUAUCGCGCUGUCUUCAUUUGGGGCCUCUGCUUAUACGCCGUGGGUGCGCUUCUUGCCAUUGCCGCGUUGAAGAAAGCUUCGUUUGGGGGCUUCUGCGCAUGCAUUUUUAUCAUUGGCAAUGGUCUGGGAUCGUUAGAAACGGCAGCCAAUCCAUUCAUUACAGUCUGCGGCCCGCCGAAAUACGCCGAGAUUCGCAUCAACAUUGCCCAAGCAUUCAACGGCAUUGGCACCGUCGUCGCGCCAGUCCUGGGCUCAUAUGUCUUCUUUAAUUUUAGCGAUGAAAAGGCCCUUGACAAUGUGCAAUGGGUUUAUGUUGCCAUCGCCGCCUUCGUCCUCCUCUUGGCCACAGCAUUUUAUUUUGCAGAUAUCCCCGAGAUUACCGACGCGGAUAUGGCAUUCCAGGUCGAGGUAACGCACACAGAAGCCGACGACAAGCCUUUCUACAAGCAGUACAAGCUUUUCCACGCCACCUUCGCGCAGUUCUGCUACACGGGAGCACAAGUCGCCUUUGCUGCUGGCUUUAUCAACUACGCUGAUUAUACCAAGCCUGGUCGUAGUAGUUCUACCAGCUCAAAGUUAUUUGCUGGUGCUCAGGGCGCUUUUGCGCUGGGUAGAUUUGUCGGCAGUGCUCUCAUGCGUUACGUCCGGCCGCGUUGGGUAUUCCUUGCCUUCUUGACGAUGUGCAUUGUCUUCAGUGGUCCUGUCAUUACUCAACGUGAAAACACUGGCGUGGCCAUGCUCUUCGUGGUUCUCUUCUUUGAGUCGGUCUGCUUCCCCACUAUUGUCGCCCUCGGUAUGCGUGGUCUGGGCAGGCACACCAAGCGUGGAAGCGGAUUCAUUGUUGGUGGUGUCGCGGGCGGUGCUUGUGUUCCUCCAAUAGCUUUCGCAGUUGGAGAUGCAAAAGGCAGUGGUAUUGCUAUGGUUGUGCCGAUGGUGUUCUUGAUUGCAUCGUGGAGCUAUGCUCUGUGUGUUAACUUUGUACCAGCGUAUAAAAACGUCGUUGACUCCUUUGGCGAGACUGAGAUCGGUAUCACGGACCGCGGCGAUGAUAAUAUCACCAAGGAAGCGACGUCUGAGGAGAAGGCUGGUGUUACAUCAGUCGUUUGAUUUUAAACGUGUGUGAACCGGUGGAAGUAAUGAGGAUCACAUGUUUGUACUGCAUGGGAGCUGCUAUAUCAACACAUAUCAGAGUAGCAUAUGCCGUUAACAACUAAUACCAUUGCUAGACAAUAUUAUUUGUAGAACUAAACGGGCAAACACUACAAAGGGGGGGGGG
This is a messenger RNA of Pseudogymnoascus verrucosus, 1755 nucleotides long. RefSeq lists its product as uncharacterized. Gene Ontology annotation, biological process: transmembrane transport. Bases 192 to 1586 code for a protein of 464 amino acids. The transcript is spliced from 4 exons. NCBI's taxonomy places the organism in Eukaryota, Fungi, Ascomycota, Leotiomycetes, Thelebolales, Thelebolaceae. The record is from RefSeq and is a predicted model, not a curated record. Gene Ontology annotation, molecular function: transmembrane transporter activity.